AUGGCUGAGAGUCCCGGGUAUCCGCCCUUCCAGCUGGGGAAGCCUCGCUUCGAUCAGGCUUCAUUCUAUGGGCGCUUCAGACACUUCUUGGACAUCAUCGACCCGCGCACGCUCUUGGUCACACAGAGUCGCCUCAAAGAAGCUGUGCAGUUGCUGGAGGACUUUAAACGCGGGACUUUGCCCCCGGGGGUCACCAGCAAAGAGCUUUGGAGAGCCCAGAAAAUAAAGCAGGCCAUCCUCCACCCGGACACCAACGAGACGAUUUUCAUGCCUUUCAGGAUGUCAGGUUACAUCCCUUUUGGAACACCAAUAGUCGUGGGUCUCCUCCUGCCCAACCAGACGCUGGCGUCCACGGUCUUCUGGCAGUGGAUGAACCAGAGCCACAACGCCUGUGUCAACUACGCCAACCGCAACGCCACCAAGCCGUCCCCGGCGUCCAAGUUCGUCCAGGGCUACCUGGGGGCCGUCAUCAGCGCCGUCUCCAUCGCAGUGGGCCUUAACGUCCUCAUCCAGAGGGCCAGCAAGUUCACCCCGGCCACCCGGCUCCUGAUCCAGAGAUUCGUGCCGUUCCCCGCCGUAGCGAGCGCCAAUAUUUGCAACGUCGUCCUGAUGCGGCACACGGAACUGGAGGAGGGGAUCGACGUCCUGGACAAGGACGGGAACGUCGUGGGAUCGUCCCGGGUGGCAGCCAGACAUGCGCUGCUCGAGACGGCGCUGACGCGCGUGGUGCUGCCGAUGCCCAUCCUGGUGCUGCCCCCCAUCAUCAUGUCUCUCCUGGAGAAGACGGCACUGCUGCGGUCGCGGCCCCGGAUGGUGCUCCCCGUGCAGAGCGUCGUGUGCCUCGCGGCCUUCGGCCUGGCCCUGCCCCUGGCCAUCAGCCUCUUCCCGCAGAUGUCCGAGAUCGAGACGCUGCGUCUGGAGCCCGAAAUCGCCCAGGCCACGACCAGCAGGACCGUCGUCUACAACAAAGGCUUGUAGGAGGCACGCCGGAGGAGGAGGCGCCUGCUUCGAGGGAAGCGGGGGUGGCGGGCAGCAGGGGUGAUUAAUACAAUAGAGUAGAGAAGCUGGGGCUUGUAACAUCUUCCCACUGUUGGGAGCUGCGUGUAAAUUAACACUUUCCGAGACCCGGCAUCUCACAUUGGUCGAAAAGAUUAAUAUUUAAAGUUUUAAAUUAGCAACGGUAGCAGCACAAAGAGGAAAGUGUGGGAGGGGGGAGGCC
Molecule: messenger RNA, 1219 nt
Organism: Varanus komodoensis (Komodo dragon)
Lineage: Eukaryota; Metazoa; Chordata; Lepidosauria; Squamata; Varanidae
Gene: SFXN5
Product: sideroflexin 5
Exons: 14
Coding region: 1-978 (325 amino acids)
Biological process (GO): citrate transport; mitochondrial transmembrane transport; monoatomic ion transport
Cellular component (GO): mitochondrial inner membrane
Molecular function (GO): citrate transmembrane transporter activity; monoatomic ion transmembrane transporter activity
Source: RefSeq, a predicted model, not a curated record